This is a messenger RNA of Eptesicus fuscus (big brown bat), 718 nucleotides long. Its product is annotated as sperm acrosome membrane-associated protein 4-like. NCBI's taxonomy places the organism in Eukaryota, Metazoa, Chordata, Mammalia, Chiroptera, Vespertilionidae. The transcript has a single exon. The record is from RefSeq and is a predicted model, not a curated record. The coding region runs from base 216 to 581 and encodes 121 amino acids.
CAGCAGCCACUGGCUGACUCUGUCCUGUGGAUGCUUCAUAGACCCCUGAACUUGAAAGCCAUGUUCAAGAAGAAGAUCCUGAGAGGGACACGGAGUGUUGGGAACCAAGAACACUCUAAGUGUUAAACUCUAGGAGGCCAGAACCAGGAACAGAAGUCUUGUGGACGUGCAAAGUGUCAUUCAGCAGUUCCAGGAGGGCCCGCCACUAAGCCACCAUGGUCCUCGGCUGGCUACUGCUCCUGGUGAUGGCUCUGCCCCUGAUCAUGACAGGUGCCACGGACUGCAUCUUCUGUGAUCUGACCAAGUCCUCCAACUACCCUGGCAUCCCCAUGACCUGUGGCGAUAACAAGGAGUGCUUCAUGGACGAAGGGAAGGUACCCAGCCUCAGCCCUGUCCUCAACAAAGGCACCAUGAAAAUCAGUUCAUAUGGUCACCUUGAAGAGCCUGUCACCUACCAGGGCAUCACCUACAGCCUCACCUCCACCUACAACUAUGGUGAACUGUGUAACAGGGCCCCCAUCCCCGCAGGCAGCCUGAAGGCGGGGGCCACCUGCCUGGGCGUGCUGCUGCUGCUUCAGUGACUGUGACCAACAUGGACGGCAGGGCCUGGGACUGGUCUCAGGGUUCCCCUGCUCCUUGUGCCUCCUGCCCUUUCCCCUCCCCCUUCCCCCUUAAAUGGCCAGAAGCCCUAGACAAAAAAUAAAAUGAUAAUGAUAAA